Messenger RNA from Rattus norvegicus (Norway rat), 21670 nucleotides. The record is from RefSeq and is a predicted model, not a curated record. NCBI's taxonomy places the organism in Eukaryota, Metazoa, Chordata, Mammalia, Rodentia, Muridae.
GGGAAGAAGGCAGCGGCACUUCCGGCCGCUGCUUCACUUCCGGUUCGAGGCCUGACGCCUGGUGACCCGGGGACCGCCGGCUGUGCUGGCACAGUCCUGCAGGAGCCUGCGCCCUGGAGAGGUGGCUUCGUGACCCCCUGAGCCCAGGAGACCACCGGAGCGGUCCCCCGCGCCUCUGCUCCUGCCUCAGCCUCGCGCCAACCUUGUUCUCUUUGCGUGCUACCCACACUAAAAAAAUUGUAUUAGCUGCCUGUUUUAUGCAAACACGGAAACUAGACUAACAGAACUACUAACGUUUUCAAUAAGCUGAAUACUAAGAGGUUCCGAGUUUAAAUUAUAGACGAGGAAACUCAUGAAAAUCUGAUGAAAUCCGAGUGUUAGAAUUCAGUGGGAAAAUACUGGGUUUUCUGCCUCGCUGCAUACACUAACCCCCCAACUCCCACCCCCCACCCCCAUCCGCGCCCCCGCCCCCGCCCCCAGAACUCAGAACAUUUCUUUUGGGAACUCGCAAUUUAGAGCUGGUUUGUAAAGCAUAAUGUGUCUUGACCCGCGUGGUAGUUUUCCUUCCUCUCUGGUUUUUGAGUUAUAGCACUUUAUACCUUCCCCUUAUCCCAAGGACCAGCUGAUAAUUCAUAUGAAUGUUUUUUAGGAGCACAUUCUAAACAUUCUUGUUAACUUUAAGAACAUUAACAUCCAGAGAUGAAAACCACGACAUGAACGCAAAUUUUUCUUUUAAAAGCAUUUCAUGUCCUAGUUUUCUUGGAAGUCAAAUUUUCAUUGUCUUACUAUAAGGUGACUUUCUGCUAAUAACCUUUGGCUGUGUGCCAUAUUAAUUUAAGGUAACUUAUACAAACAUAGCUAUCGCUUUCCAUCUUAAGUGAUUUACAACUGGAAGUGAUAAUGUUUUGCAUCUGAAAUGCAAACUUUUGCACCUUAAAGUGAGUUCUAAAGUCUGCUCGGUAAAUUUUAAUAGCCUUAUCUGUACUCAGUAUAAGAGUAUCCUAUAAGCAAAAGUAUAAAAACAACAUAAGAAAUUUUAUACAACCUUUUAAAUUACUCUGUAGCCAAGCAGAUUCUUAUUUCCAACUUUUGUCGUCCUCCUUUUCCUCAGUGUCAUAUUUCAGAUUAUAGGCACAAAAGCACACACCGAUUUACUUCUUGGUUGUACCUUACUAUUUUUAUUCAGUGUUAUUUUUCAAUUCACUGGCAUAAAAGCACAUUGUAGCAUAAAUUCAAACACUCUGACCUACAUGUUUCUAAUGGUGAGAUUUUUUUUAAUGCCAUUCGUAAUGAGUCUAGUUCUUCUCUGUUAAUUUUCAUAGUUUUGAUGUCUCAUUUCACCUCAGACCAUCUCUGCUCUGUCAGCAUUCCCUGUGUGUCCUUGCUUGAUGUUUUCUGAUUCCGCAUGCGGCUGGCUAAAUGUCUCUAGGAUUUAGGAAACAGGAAGCCAGGGGUAACCUUUCUCACUUCUUUAAUCCGAUAACUGUCUGGGUAAAUGACAGCAGUUUGUCUUAAAUACAAUAAUGGCGCUAUUAUUUUGAACUACUUCAAAGAGAUCAUUUGCAGCCAGUGUAGAACCCAAAGAAAGAAAUAAAAGCCAAGAAAUGCCCCAUUCCACGCACAAAGAACUGCUCCUUGGCAUCAUGGCGGGAACUGCUGGGAUCAGCUUGCUGGUCCUAUGGUACCACAAGAUCCUUAAGCCCAGGACAACAAUGAUUUUCCCCAAGUUUCUUUCUUUGGGUAAGAAAUCCGAUUCACUCACUUUGCAAGAUGAAAGCUAUAGUGAACAAGGAACAUCAGUGGUCUUUCAAAGGGGGCAGCUCCAGAUCCUGGAGAAGUUAAACGAGUUACUGACCAAUGUGGAGGAACUGAAGGAGGAGAUCAAAUUCCUUAAAGAGACGAUUCCAAAGCUGGAGGAAUGUAUACAAGAUGAACUUGGAGUGAGGGUAACAGUUCAUCAGGUCAGUCCUCAGCACAGAGCUAGAAAAAAGAAGACAACGACGACGACAGUCCAACGUCCAGCUACAAGCAAUAGUUCAGAGGAGGCAGAAAGUGAAGGAGGGUAUAUUACAGCUAACACUGACACAGAAGAACAGAGUUUCCCGGUCCCUAAGGCUCUUAACACACACAUAGAGGAUCUAAAGUUGGAUGUCCUCCUUCAGAAGGUAGACCACUUACGGCUAAAUGAGGCUCACAAAAUGGAGAGUUUCGAGCUACUUUGUGACCACAAAGAGAAGUUUAGUGAAGAAAUAGAGUUUCUGUGGCGGCUUGUCCGUGCCUAUGGAGACAUGUAUGACCUAUCUACAAACACGCAGGAAAAGAAACACUAUGCUAAUGUUGGAAAAACUUUAGGAGAGAGAGCUAUUACCAGAGCGCCUAUGAAUGGACACUGCCAUCUGUGGUAUGCACUUUUGUGUGGUUAUGUAUCUGAGUUUGAGGGCUUGCAAAAUAAAAUUAACUGUGGACAUCUAUUCAAGAAGCAUCUAGAUAUAGCCAUCCAGCUUUUGCCUGAAGAACCCGUUUUAUAUUACCUCAAGGGAAGAUAUUGUUAUACUGUCUCAAAACUCAGCUGGAUUGAGAAAAAAAUGGCUGCUACUCUAUUUGGGGAAAUACCAUCUUCAACAGUUCAUGAAGCUUUGCAUAACUUCCUUAAGACUGAAGAAUUGCAACCUGGGUAUUCUGUGUCCAACUAUAUGUAUGUGGCCAAGUGUUAUGUUGAUCUUGGGGAAUCUCGGGAGGCUUGGAAAUUCUGUAACUUGGCAUUGUUAUUGCCUAUCGUCACCAAAGAGGACAAGGAUGCACACAAGGAAGUGAAGAAAAUAAUUGGUUCUUUGAAGAGGUUGAGAUCACCAAACGUGACCUUUAAGUCUUCUGUGAGGAGAUGGAGCCUGUCACAUCACACUUGCUGUUCAGUCAAGUGCAUAGGACCUUCCACUGAUUCAAUCCCGUCAGCCAGUCUGUCCUGUGACCUCAAACAACACUGUCUGACCUCUUCCUUUGACGUUCAGUGACAUGCUUUGGAUGAAUUGUUACCUCAUUGGUAAGGACACGCGCCCAUUUCCUAGGUAGUCAAGAGAAAACUCCGUUUAUCUGCGCUCUUAUGCUGAUCAAAACCUACGUUUAAAGCUCUCCCCCUUUUCUUUUUGAGAGAUUCAGUCUAAGAUAGAAUGUGUUCUACAUGUCAGAGCAGUCAUUUCGUGGCAACCCGAAACUUCAUCCCUAGGACGUUAUGGGAUUCCUCCCCCAACCUCUCGCCCUUGUUGACAAUGUAAAACAAACCUCGUCUGGCCUGGGUCUUAUCUCUGUGAAAGAGUCAGCACACUGGUUUAAGUUCUUCACUGCCCCUAUUAAUUUUAAAAGAACACAUGCAGAAAUCCAGAUAAAAGGGAUUUUUAAUGAGAUGUUUAUGCCUCCAGUUCUCUUUUUCUUUUGAUGAUGAUGAUGAUGAUGAUGACGACGACGAUAAAUACUGACUUUUCUUUACUUUUCAGAAUCUCCUUGGGGAUGCUCUGGCAAGGGUCCCGACAGGAAGCCACCACUGUGCAGAAGCUAGGCACUGGGUCUUUAUGAGGUCUGGAUGUCUCCCACUCUUUUCCUGCUCUGCCUGGAGAUGUGUCCCCUCCUACCCUGUCACUGAAAAAAAAAAGAGUCUAUUUCAGUCAGACACUUGACUUGUGCUAGACACGAUGCACAGAGACUGGACCCAGGCUAGACCGCCCAACCCUGUACCCCUAACAGCACCAUAGCUUGGUGGCUAAAUGCCAAGGGUACUGAGUUCUGGCAAGCUUAGUUCUAGCUGCUUCCUUGAAACUAUCCCAGAUCAAGAAGCUCAAGCAUGAAAACCAGACUCUUUCAGAGGAGAACUUUGGGUCUCCAGUGAUCGAUUCUCAACAGACUUUCUACCAAUCGAUAAGAUAACCAAUAGCCAUAAAUUAUCAAGAACAACUCGAGAUCCCAAAAGAUAUCCUGUAUUGUCAAAGAAAGACUAAAUUAUAGGGGAUAAUUAAAAUAUUUAAUACGGUGAUAUGCUGACAUUCUAUUCCAAUGGUUUUAGUUUGUUGGUUGGUGUUUCGGUUUGGUUUUUGGUUUUGGUUUUUGAUUUUUGGGUGUUUGUUUUUGUUUUGGGGGGAUUUUUGGGGACUUGUUUUGUUUUGGUUUUGAGCCAAGGUCACACAAUACAGUUCUUAACUCAUAGUUCUCUUAUCUAGAUCUCCUGAGUACUGGCUUUGUAGACACAUGCUACUAUACUCAGCUUCCAAAUAUUUUUAAUUUUCAUUUUUAUCAUCAUCAUCAUCAUCAUCAUCAUCAUCAUCAUCAUCAUCAUCAUUAUUCCUGUGUUUACGUGUGUGUGUGUGUGUGUGUGUGUGUGUGUGUGUAAAACUUUAUGGAGCUGGUUCUCUCUUUCCAGUCUCACAUGGAUUCCAGAGAUAAAAUUAAGUCUUUGGGCUUAUAUAGUGUCAAAAUAUGGUCUAGGACUCAUGAGAAGCUUGUGAAUUCUAAGAGCUUGUGAGAACACUCCAAGAAAACAAGUCUUGCAAGCUCAGUUUCUUCAAAACACAGACUGGUUCUUGGAAUGUGUUUUGUGCUCCUCCCAGGAGUAGCAGAGUUUACUUCAGGUUACCCAUUAUUGCUUGCAGGUGUUCGUCAAUUAAAUAUUUAAACUAUGCUUUAUAUGCCUCUAUGGAAAAAUAUGUUUCUGCCAUGUGCUGCCUGUCUCUGUCAUUGUAUAUCUCCUGAACUCUAGAGAACUUUACCCAUGUGAAUGUUCUUACCCCCUCAGAGUAUAAAUUGUCCGAGGCCCUGAAUAAAGUUGGCUGCUCCAUGAGACCUUAGCCUGCCUCGUUUAUUGUUUCCAUUCUCCCAGAUCCAACCACCUUUGGAGCAGUGACAGUACAGCAUAAGCCAUCUUGCUUGCCCUCCAUCUAUUGAUGUUAAAUUUAAAACAUUGACAUUCCCUAAUGCAUUUAGAUGUAUUAAUUUGUAAGUUACAAAUAUUAAUAACAUACUAAAAUGUUCAUAAGAAAACAAGCACAAAUGUAAAACAUGUUAUUAGGGGGCAGGAAAAUAACUCAAUGGGGAAGGUGCUUGCUAUGUAAGCAUGAGGAACUGAGUUCAAAUCUCCAGCCCCCACAUAAAAAUCCAGGCAUGGCAGUGCACACCUAUAAUUCUUGUACUAGGGAGACAGAGAAAAAUUGGGUCUGAGCUCUCUGCCCAACUAGCCUGGAAGAAUUCAGGUUUAGUAUAGAGCUUGCUCUAAAACAUGUGGAAAGCAUGAGGAAGACCCCCAACAUUGGCCUCUGGCCUCCACGUGUACAUAUGUACAUCAUACACACGCACACACAAAGGGUCAGAGAGAGAGAACAUUUUAUAGGAUAAAUAUAAAAUUUUUUUAUUUUGAAAAUUCCUCAUGAGAAAAUAGUUUUUUGCUUAAUAUAAGUCACCAGGCUUAAGAACCAAAUCUUGACAAGCACUUACAUUGAAGUCACUACAAUGACAAUGUCCUAGAGAAAUGAGCAAAACAACUAAUGAGGCAGAGGACAACAUUACAGAGAAUACAAUAAAUGCUGUUCUUAUACUGGUAAACUUAUGUAUGGGGAAAACCUGGGGGAUCAAAUACAAAACUAGUUUCAGCUAUGAAAAGAUUCAUUAAUAAUGUAUAAAAAUAGUAACCAUCACCAACAGACCAACCAAUUAGAAGAUAGCCUGGAGAAUAAGGACCUCAUUGUCCAUAACCUAAGCAAAAUCAAAUAUCUCGGAAUAAACAAUGAACCAGCAAAAACUGAAGGACCCCCAAAGGUUUUAACAACCAUAACGACAUUCAAUAUUUUGAUAAGAAAGACAGCGUUCUAAAAUCACCAAAUACUCUUCACGUAGGCUACGCAUGGCCUGUGCUUUCUAUACAAAGACUGACCAAACUGUUUUUGUUUUCUGUCCAGGAGGAAAGGUAACAAGAAGAAUGGUAAAAGCACUGAAAAUGUCGCAUAGAGGAAUGUGGUGAGCUACAGAGACUAAAAGAUAAAGUGUGUAAAACUAUAGUCCUCAAAGACACGCAGUGAGUGGGUAGAUAAGUUGACACGAUAGGCUAAAAAGCACAUGGUAAGAGUGGCAUGUAAAAAAGCUAUUCAAGGAGUGAAGUCUCUCCUAGCAGCACAAGGCUCCUAGGUCUACUGACGGGCAGUAACUGCGUCUUCCUUGCCACCACAUUCCAAGCACCCCGCCCGUUUCAUGACAAAGCAACGAUGACCUGUUAUGAGGGAGCACGACACAGUAGCUGAUCAAUAGAGGACACAGGUGUGCAUGGUAACUCUGAACACAGCAGCAUAAAAAUGCCAGCCAGGAAGAAGAUCAAGGCUUAAGGUGUAAUGAAGAGAAUAGCCUAGCUUGACACACGCACGGGAACCUUCUAGGUAUGGCUCGAACUGUGAACAUACAGGAAUGCUUGUACGAGCGAAUGAUGGAGAUCUCAUUACAGAGAUGCUCGAUGCACCAUCAGAGAGGGACACAUACAUCAUCCUUGAAGUAGCGUAACGUCGGGACCCAUAGGCGUGGCUCUACGUGGUCUCAAGCAAGCCAUGUGCGUGCAGCUCACAGGGAUUAUGACAAACGGAAGUAUACUUUUCAAGCCCUGAAGGUGCCCAAGCAGUGAGUCUCGUUUGUGACAGGCACUCACUUCACUCUCAUCUUUUACCUCCAUAGGAGCCCUGGGUGACUUGGACCAGACAGACCCAGUAGUAGUCCCCAUAUUUUUGUCAACGAAAGUUAAGUCUGGGAGCCACAGACUGGUCAUCAUCGUCACGAUGCCCUGUGCUAGCACCGAUGGAGGAAGCCGCUUUGCCUGCAAGCCUUCUGCUCCAUUUGCAAUCAUACUAGCAGGCAGUGAUGACAGGCGUAGAGUUAAACCAGGACAGGAAGCAGUGAGGAUGUUCCUGGAUCUAGAAUCUCUGCUUUCCUGGGCUGACAUGCGGAAUACUGUGAUUCUCAACCCCUUUGGGGACUCAAAAGACUCUUUCACAGGGGUCACCUAAAACCAUCGGAAAACACAGACACUUACAUUACGAUUCAUACCAGUAGCAAAAUUACAAUUAUGACAUACCAGCAAAAAUAAUUUAUAGUGGUGGGGGGUGUCACCAAACAUGAGUGAUUGUACGUAAGGGUUGCAGUGUUGGGAAGGUCGAGAGCUACUGUUUUAGCAGGUCUGAGACAAAUACUUAGGUUCCUGCUGGGGACAAACAGGGCUGGGCCAGGGGUUGAGCACUACUGAGCUGGCAAACACAGGGUUCUCUGCUGAAGUCUGCUAAGUAAGCAAUCCAGUGAGGGUAUGGGGAGUAACUAGGAUCAAGAGCAUAGAACACAGGAACAUGUCUCCUUUAUCACGAGAGUCUAUCGGUCUAGAAACAUGGGUUUUUAGGCAAAGGCAGCAUGGUAUAAAGGAGAAAGGGGCACAUUACCCUGGAGCCCGAUUCCAAUCCAGGACUUGUACAUGGUACCUGCACGAACUUGGCUAAGAGAUUCCUAAGCUCUCUGAAAAGUGGGAAUCCAAAUCUCCACAGUGAAAGAUUUUGUUAAAGGGGUAAAUAGGUGUGCACAAAAUAAUUAGCACCUUGAAAUGGGUGACAUCUUCCCAGCAUUUCCCCCAGGGGACAGACAUUACUCUGUUACCCUAUACCCUCCACAGAUGCCCCCGCUUGCUUUCUACGUCCACGCACCCCCGAUUCCCUGCUAAAGUGACUCACAUACAAGAACUUAGCAAAACACAUUGACUGUUCCCCUAGAUCCUGCUUGUUUAAGAGAUGUCUUCAGAAACACUCAGCCAAGGGCUCACUGCCCAGUGUCUCAGAAGGGCUUGGUAACACCACAGGGCUCUGGAAAAGACUAAAGUCUCCCUCACCACUGCACAGGGAAUGAGCCGCACACUCCCUAGCUGGUAAGUUGAUGCCAGUUUUUUGUUUGUUUGUUUGUUUGUUUUUGGUUUUUUUAAUCACUAAGUCCCAGAACAGUUCAGAAUUCUUAGUGUGAACUAUCGCUUCCCAUCGGCUACGGGGACGAGUAAGAAGCUCAAGAAAGGAACUCCCCAAAGUACUUUGUACACUCUGGCUCUUUUAAUCCCCAUGGGCCAUGAUCCCAUUGUCUAGCUGAUUAAAAACAAAUUGUGGUUAGAUAAGUCACGCUAACCACGAGAGCUAGAGACCACCAGAGCCAAGAGUCAUGAGCUGAUAGUUUGGCAUAAGAUGGUGAAAGGGAGGUGUUGGGAUGAGGCCUGGCAGAACUGUGGAACCCGGUGUUCUUUCUCUUUACUCACACAGGCCCGACCCUCAAGACCCUCAUCGGCACCCACCUUCCCAAUUCUCAACAACACUUACGUCUCCUCAUUUCUCCCUUCCCUUUCUCCCAUUCUUUGCCCACAUAGACUUUGGAAGCCUCCAUUUUAGCCCGCAGCAAUGUGAAGCCUCGAUAGGGAUUUUCCACUGGCUGUCCCUGCCUUGGACAUAGAACCCCUGGAGGAGGCCGGCCCAGGGUCUCCGAGACACAAGGGCUCCAGCCCAGAGAGGAGUCUGCUCAUUGUGAUUCUUUCUGUGCACACCACUUUGGCUUUGCUUUCCUUAGGGUGUUUCUGGGUUUUCCCAACAAUCUAAUAAGCUGAGUGUUACUGAUUCAGUUAUCUUUGCGCUCAGGGGAGAGGGCCAAAGGGAAACUUGACACCCGUUGCAGAGUGAGUUCUUUUCUGGGAAAGUCUGAAAUGUCUCCUGUAUGGUUCAUGGCUGUUUACCUCUGUCUGCAACCUAACCCCUGGAGUUGGCUGUGCCUUUUAGCAAGUAACUCAGCGUUUGGGAUCAGGCUGUAUUCUUCCAUCUUCUGAGGUAGUCUAUAGCCAAAUGGAAAACACAGCUCUUCAAUUUUUGCAUCCACAGCCUCUAGAAUAAAAUCUGCCCCAGAGCAGGCACCAGGGAAUCAACAUAGAACGGGAGCUAAUUAUAAAAAGCAUUUAUCACAAACAUGGGCUUGGCACUGGUGGAUGUGUGGUGAUGGGGAGGGGCGAGAUGCCUUGGUCUCGUCAAACCUGAUUAUAGACUCCAUACCUGGGGGCCACAGUGUCACUUCUUAGCAUCCCAAAACAAUGAUACCCUGAGAGGUUUUCCUCCACUUGUUCAUAACUGUUCCAGCCCAGCAUGUCUCACUGGGCCAUAGCCGAACAAAGUGUGCUUGUGCUCAAAUUUGAGCUUGACAAGUGACAAAUAAUUUUGAGCAACACUUAUAAGCCAAGUACUAUGGAGCACUUUGUAGAUACCAUUUUAGUCCUUAUUACUGCCCUACAGUGAUAAAGCCUCACUUUAAGAUUGUCCUGUAAGACUUUAGUCAUUUGAAAUUGUCUUUAUUUUACAAAGUGGAAACCUUAUUGAUUUCUGUGGUAAUUUCUGUCGCUUCCUCUGUCUUUAGGUUUAUUGUCGUUCCUUUCUGUAAGGCCAUAAGUAGAACUUAGUUAUUGAUUUGGGAGACUUUAUUCUUUUCUAAUGAAUGCGUCGAAGUUUGUAAACUUCUAUUUUUUUUCAAGAUUUAUCUAUUUUUGGUCUAAAUGUUUGCCUUUGUUUGUGGUGAGAAUUCUGGAAUUUUGAUUUCUUUAAAAAACACAAAAAUAUUAUAAUAUAUUUUCAUUUUAAUCCUGGGCAUGGGGAUAUGGGGCUGCUGACUAUGAUUUGCCUCGUGCACUAUCAGGGGCAUGAUUUUGCCAGCUGCAGAUAGCUUCUGCAAUUAUGUAAUGUUUGGGAUUCUGGAGACUUUUCAGAGGGUAUACAAAUGCUAGGGCCCCAAGAGGAGGGGGUGCAUUGCUGUUGGUUGGUUGGUUGUUGGUUGGUUGUUGGUUGUUUGUUUGUUGUUGGUUGUUGGUUGUUGUUGGUUGGUUGUUGUUGGUUGUUGGUUGUUUGGUUGUUGUUUGUUGUUGGUUGUUUGGUUGUUGUUGGUUGUUGUUUGUUGGUUGGUUGUUGUUGUUUGUUUGUUGGUUGUUGUUGUUUGUUGGUUGGUUGUUUGUUGGUUGGUUGUUGUUGUUUGUUGGUUGGUUGUUGUUGUUUGUUUGUUGGUUGUUGUUGUUUGUUGGUUGGUUGUUUGUUGGUUGGUUGUUGUUGUUUGUUUGUUGGUUGUUGUUGUUUGUUGGUUGUUUGUUUGUUUGUUGGUUGGUUGUUGUUUGUUUGUUUGUUGUUGGUUGUUGCUGUUUUUUGGUUGUUUGUUGGUUGUUGGUUGUUGGUUGUUUGUUGUUGUUUGUUGUUGUUUGUUGUUGGUUGGUUGUUGGUUGUUGUUGGUUGGUUGGUUGGUUGGUGGUUGUUGUUGGUUGGUUGUUGGCUGGUUGUUGUUGUUUGGUUGGUGUUGGCUGGUUGGUGUUGUUGUUGUUUGGUUGUUGUUGGGUGUUAGUUGUUGCUGAUCAUUGUUGGUCGUGAUUUGUUAAGUAGUCAUGUGCAAAGAAGAUACAAAAAGAAAAAAAGGUUAGAUAUCCUGACUGGGAAGAUGAAAUUUGCCCAGAGGAACUUGAUGUCCCUAAUCAGCAGGAAGUAGUCUAACAGUAAUGUCACCCCCUUUCUGGCCCCUGACUUUAUUCAGGGAGCUCUUUCCUUUCCCCUAUAUCCUUUUUGCUCUCCUAUUUAGUGUUAGGGGGUUGAAAGGGUAGGGAAAGGAUAGAGAAGUAUGGAAGAAAGAAGAACAAAAGUAGAAGUACAGAAGUAACAAAAGACCAGCUACAUUUGUGCUCACAAAGGCUCCACUAGAAUGGGAAUUAUGGACAGCUGUCAGCAACCCAAAUAUAGGUGCUGGACACCAUUCCCAUGUUCCCUAACAGAACAAGUGCUCUUGACAACUGAGCCAUCUCUUGGGCCUUCUCUAUCAUCUUCUACUGCAUCCCACACAUUAUUUAAGGUGCAUUUUAAUUUCAUUUGUUGCAAAGUAUUUUUUUAAACUUCACUUGAUGGCUCUCAUUUAGAGUUUAGAUUUGGUUUGGUUUUGUUGUUUUUGUUUUAUUUUAUUAUGGUUUAGCUAUCUUUUUCUUUUUUUUAAAUCUUUUUCUUGAUUAUUCUGUAGGCUGAAACUAUAUUGUAUGGCUUCCUUCUAUAAUUUUUAAAAUAUUUUUUAACCUGAAGUGUGGUCUGUCUUGGUGAAUGCUCCAUGUGAUCUUAUACAGAAAGUGUACUGUGCUGUGUUGUGUAGAGUGGUCCACAAGUAUCAGUUAGCCCCAGAUCAUUGCUAGAGCAGUUGUGAUCUUCUGUAUCAACAGUGAGUCUCUAAUUGCUUUAUCUGUUCACUAUUAAAAGUGGGUGUUAAACAAUACAAUUACUGAAGUGUGUUUAUAAAAUAUACUAUGGAAAAAAUACUAAAAAAAAAGCACUCGUUUCUAAGCAUAUACUUCUAUUAAAUGUGUAGUGUGUGCAAGUGUGCAUGCAUGUGUGUGUCUGUGUGUCUGGGUGUGUAUGUGCAUGUGUGUGCAUGUGUGUGUGUGUGUGUGUGUCUGGGUGUGUAUGUGCAUGUGUGUGCAUGUGUGUGUGUGUGUGUGUGUGUGUGUAUCUGUGUGUAUGUGCUUGUGUCUGUGUGUGUGUAAUUUGAGAGUGUAUGCAGGUCUUCACUCAAAGAGGCCAAAGACCAAUGUGAUGACAUGCUGGAGUUAUAGACGAGUACUUCCAUGUCUAAUUUUACAUGGGUGCUAGAGGUUUAAAGUCCUCAUGCUUAUAUAGUAAGCACUCUUACCCACUAAGCCAUCUUUCCAGAAUUAAAAUUCUAUUUAAAAAGACUAAACAAUUCUGUUCACAUAUUUCUCUUACAGGUUGAAUUUUGAAAUCGCCAUUGGCAAACCAUGCUUACAUAUCUUGUUUGCUUCCCCAGCCUCCAGACCUAAAGUUCCCAAUAAUAAUUAUUGCUCCAGCUGUGGUGGCUGGUGUUUUGUUCCAUGCUUCUCCAUGGCAACCACUGAGCUAAGGCUUUAGCAUGCACCGCUUACUAGAAUACUUGGUGCUCUAGAAACUCAAGGCUUUAUAAAGUUCAUUGUCCCCAAGAGGAAAUACCCACUUAAAAAGGUUAAGCUUAACAACAAAUUCACACAUUUUUCAUAACAAGAAAAAGACUGGAUUUGAAAACUGGAACUGAAGAAAGCCCUUAAGUCCAUGCUGCACAAGCCCCAUGAAAUUUGGUUUCAUGUCCUGAUAUAUCAGACAUCCUGUCUUCCUCCUCCCUAAGAGCUUUCCUCAAACAAAUAUUUCAUGCGUCUUUUCUUCUCUUCCCAUUGAAUCGAUAUGGGCAUGUGCCUAAAUAUAACCCAUUAAAAUACAUCUCAACUAUGGCUCAUCUCAUUCCAUAGACCCAUGCAGCCUCAGCUUUUAAAAUGUUCUUUUCACAUUCCAGAAAAAGCAGGUCAUGUCAUGUGUGACAGUUAGCCUUAGGUCUCUGACAUUUUUCCAGAACCUUGAAACAUCUAUACAGCCUAUACCCAAGACUUUGCUACCAAGAAGGAAGGAUGGUGGGGGUCGAAGAAAUACCCAUAAUACCCUUCAGCCCAUAGAAACACGUGCAUGGGUCCCCUACCACACCUAGACCAUUACUACCCCAAGCACAUCCAAAUCACUCGGCCUGCAGCUAUUUUCCUGAACACCAUAAGGUGGCAGUGUUGCAGUGUGAAGUGGGAUUCUGGAAUUGUGAGACUGAAUUUCCCCAGGGCUGUCCACAACCCUCCUACCUUCCUUCUCAUCUCAACAUCAUAUUUCUCUGAUCAACUGCAAAUUGUCUUCUUCACCUCCGCUCAAAUGACAUCAUGGCACCUCCUUGUUGGAGCCUCUCCUAAGUGCCCUCUCCCAACAAGCUCGUGGUAUUUUUUGGUCAUUGUUCCCAAACAAUCCAUAAUCUCUCUUAAAACACUCAUCAGACUGUGUUAGGGAUGUUUAAAUACAUGUCUUCAAACAGAAAAGGCACCUCACCUCUGAGUCAGUGUAUUUGCUUGUUUUAUAAUAUUUAGUUUCAUAACACUUUAGAAUAACACCUAGAAACAUGAGUUAGAUUCUGAAGAAGUGAUGGUCUGGAUGAACCUGGCUGCAUGUAAAAUUAUACUGUAUUUGUAAACAGUAAGAACAUAUGAGAAUUCUCCAAAACACAAUUCACUCCUCACGAUUAAAGUACGAAACAUAUUUGAUGGAUACCAUCAAACAUCUUAAUUUACGUGCAAGAAUUUGAAGCUAUAGCCCACCACAGAAGCUAUAAAAUCAUGGAGUCCAUAGAAUACUGUGAAUUAUUUCUCUUAGUUUCAGUGUUGGGUCUAUUGUCUGGCCUCUCCCCAUCACCCUCUCUCUGCUACUCUCCGAAGCUCCCCUCAUGACUACUCUAGUCUUAGUUUUUACAAGUAACAUCAACUACUGUAGAUUUAAAAAGAGGACUUUGGAUGUUCUCCCCAUAAAGAAAUGAAGAAGGUUUGAAGAUGAUGGCUGUGCAAGUUACAGAGUUGAUCACUAGUCAAUAAACAACGUGCUAAAUCAUUGCCUUGUACCUCAUCAUAUGUAUAAAAUUAUUUGUUGGUUAGAAGUAGAAUACGGUAAGAAUUUAGCCCUAAAAAUAUCAGAAGGUCAGAAUCAAGAAGAAAAUAGGCCUUUAAGACGCCCAAGCCACAAGCCCUCCUUCAGCUUAAUUCAUUGCUUUUUCUGUCACUGACACUUUUCAAGAGCUUAAAGAGUCUAUACGGUCUAUACCCAAAACUCUAUUAGCAAGUAGGAAGAAUGGUGGGCAUUGGAUAAAUACCCACAAUGCCUGUACAUGGGUCUGAAUUCUGCCCUCUAGCAGUUAGACUCCUCAGUUUCUGAUACAGUGCUGACAUUUUCAAAGAGUCUGAAAUACUGCUUUUGUGAAAAACAUGUUUGAUGUAUUUUUUGUUCCCUGGUGCCUCCUUUGGGGAUCUUGGCUUUGGGGGGAGGUAGGUGUCUCUCUCUGAGGCAGCAUCAGCUCGCCAGGAUGCUAGCACAACUCCAAGGCCAGCCAAGACCCAGGCAGAAGCAAUCACAUGGAAAUGCUGAGCCAACCAAAACAUGCUUCCAAGCAUGAAGAGGUUGUUAUCCUUAUUAGUCAGAGCCCUGAGAAGUUGAUCGCGUAGGUCAGGGUUGACAAGAUUUUUCUGUAAAAGGCCCGAUACUAAAUAUUGUAGGCUUUGCAAGCCAAAUGGUAUCUGUCAUAGCUACUGAACUCUGCCAUUGUACCAUGAAAGCAGCCAUGAGCCAUAAGAGAGCAAAUCAAUGUGCUGCAUUCCAGCUAGUUUCAUUCACGGAUAUAAAAUUUUGAAUUUCAUAACAUGUUCUUGUGCUGUGAAAUAUUAUUCGUCUCUUGCUUUCUUUCAACCGUCUAAAAGUGUAAAACGACUCCUAGCUUGAAAGCUGUAUAAACACAGGUGCUGGACCACACUUGGUUCAGGGACCAGAGUUUGUUGACCUCUGAUGUCAUUUAAGAUGUGUGCUAGCCAGUGGAGCCACCAUAGCAGAGGAACGACUCAGGAAAGCAUCCAACUUAUGAUGGCACUAUUUGAGAGACUUUAGCUCUUACAAAUUCAACUUAAACAUAGCUAUGUUUACCUCAUGCCUUGUUCUUUUGACCUGAGUCUAUUUUUCCACCGGGGGUGUUGGCUUGUCUCCCUAUGGGUGAAGGCCACAUCACGAUGAGUCAACCAUAUGGCAUAGGAGAAGGGGGUGGAGGUUUCCAGAGUAGGGCAUCCCCAAUAGAUGAGAAACCACAGCCAACUGCUCAUUAUCCUUUCACGAGGCUUUAGGUCAAGGCUUUCGUGCUUAGCCCUGCAAGAAGAAGCCAUCUUAGAGACAUCAGUCCUGCGACUGCAUCGUCUCAGCCUGUUGCGGGGAGGAUUGGAAGGAUGGUGGCCCCAUCUGUUUUCCCAAGCUCUAUUCUAGCGGGGGCAUCAGACACACAGAUUGACACUCUGAGGAGUGGGAUGGAACUGGAGACAAACAACAAACCCAAAACAAAAUCAUGUUAACUUUAGGCCAUCCUGAGAUACAUACUGGGAUUGGCCCACAGGGAAAGAAUAGAGCAGGGUUGGGGUUUUGAAAGAGCCUAGAAAAGGGAACCAAUAGGUGUUAAACAGGAUGCUAGGGAGGGUCUUCGUUGAGGUGAGAUCUAUACCCCAGUCAGAGUGAUAGAGCAGACAGAGUAGAAGGAGCUCAGUGCUGAGCUCUGCAAAGCCAGUGGCAGGUCUAUAUGAUCGUCCAACUCCCAACACCCGUCACAAAGAAAAUGAACUCUAAGAUGUACUGGGGGUGGUAACAGAUUCUCGGUAGAUCUUCCUAGAACCCCUUCCAGAGGUUUGAAGUUAAAAAAAAGAGGCAGACAAGCUCACUUUGUUUCUAUAGCAGCUGGUUCCUGGAAGCCACAUUGCAAAACACAGUGAGUUAUCAUUCCCUUUCUUCUACUGUUUUGUCCAUUGUCUCCAGGCUUCCUUUUAGUGUCAAAUCCAAACUCAGAGCAGCAGGAUUUGCUGUGGCUCUGUAGAAUCCUAGGACAGAGAGCAUUAAUGUAAAGGAGGAUGCUGAGAUGGGAAGAGAACAAAGGUGGCCCUUUAGCCUGACUGUAUCAGCACAGCAGGGAAACCUGAGCCAAGAGAACUGAAUGGAUGGCCUCUGAGAGGGAGCAGAACAUCCUGCAUUUCCUCAGCAUAGCCUUCCCUGAGGCCUCUCUGAGCUGGAUGUAACCCGAUGCCUGGUGUCCCAAGGGAACCGUGUGGGUGAAACGAAAAUGUCAAUCUCUGAAGCCUUCACACAGGCUGCUGACCAGCAGGACCCGUGACCUCCUGUGCAGGCUCACUCCAGGUGAGACCCAGUCUCAGCAAACCAGCGGGGGUUGGUGGCAGUCUAUUCAGCCAGACAUCAUAAAAGUGUGUUCAUAGGGCACAGAGACAGAGUGUCAAGUAUUCCAGAAAAAAAAAAAAAGAGUCACAGAAUCAAUUUGGAAGCAUUUGGUACAUACAGCAUUAAAAAAAAAUCCCACAGAUCCUUAGAACACACUUUUUGUUUGUUUUUGUUUCAGAGAGAGGAUCUGGAGCAGCGCAGGCUCAAACUCACUGUAUGUAGUAGCCUCUGCUACUCUCCUAAUAGGCUCCUACCUCUGCUUCUGAGGGUUAGGAUUACGGUGUGUACCCAGAUCCUCCGUAACAUGUCAUUUUAAAGGCACUGUUGAAGAGGACACGAGCUUCUGAAGCCUGCUGUCUGGAUCUUCCUUUCUAGAUUGAGCCAGUGAAGUCAAGGGAUGGUCUGGACCACACUAGCACCAUUUGGCAAAAACAGAAGCCAAGACGGAUUAAGGACUUGCCCACAACAUCUGUCACAGGGUGUGCUCACACUCUUUUACUUCCAAUUGCCCAGAUUUUAAGUGACUAUGAAAUCAACUUAAUGGGUGUAGCCAGCCUUUUUGUUACUGCUGUGGGUGAUUAGCAUGCUGUCUGCCGACUCCCUGUCUGCAUUUCCUUCAUGAGGACGACUUAGGAUGAAGCUGACAUUCUUAAUGCUUGCUCCUUGCUGUUGCCUCCUAUAGAGCCUUCCCUGACUAUUCAUUGUAAACAAGCCCCCAACAUGUGAACACACACACAACUGCAUACAUCACACACACACACACACACACACCACACACACACACACACACACACACACACACACACACACACACACACACACACCACUCUGUUUAUUGAUUGUAUCACAUACUUACUGGAAAUGUUAUGUUUACCUCCACACACCCAUUCAUCCCACUAAGAUUAUUGGCUCCAGGAGCUCAGAGAAUGGGGUUCCCUCUACAUCCCCCUGCCCAUAACAGUGCCUGGUUUGUACACAAUUGACACCCUAAUGGCAUCAAAAUAAAAUCUCUUUGACUUGUAGGAGGUUCUACCCCAAAGGCUGGUGGUCCAUUUCCCGUUUGAAUUUGGAGAAUCUGGCAUGCAUGCCCGUGUACACAGACACACAGACACACAGAAACACACACACACACACACACACACACACACACACACCACAUACUAUCCAUACAGCAAGGACGUUAACACAGGCCUUGGUCCUUCUUCACACACCUGGGCUUGACCUCCCUGUCAGAGCGUCCAUCUUGUUGCUCAAGCAGAAAUAACAGUCACGUACUCUGGUAAUCUACCUCAAGCCCAUGGAAGCUCACUUACACCAACUGUCCUUUUAAAUUAUUUUAACUUUCAUGUUUGUUAUAAUAAAAUUAUAUGGCCAUGUAACUAUUUCCAUAAGUAAGAAUCAAGUCUACCAUUCUCCCUCACUGAACUAUUACAUGAGUGGAAUCAUAUAGAUAACCUUUCAGGCUAUUGUUUUUGUUGUUGUUGUUGUUGUUGCUGCUGCUGCUGCUGCUGCUGCUGUUGCUGUUUCUGUGUAGCCCUGGCUGUCCCGGAACUCACCCUGUAAACCAGGCCGAUCUUGAACUCAAAGCGUUUGCCUCCUCGGUGCUGGGAUUAAAGGCAUACUCCUCCACAAGCAUCUGAGGCUGACCUUUUUUUUUUAACCAACGUAACUCCUUGGCAAUCAUCCAGACGCUGUGUUUGUGCAGCGAUUCCACUUUAUUGGUGAGUCCCAUCCUCGUGUGUGGCUGUACCACGCUCACCUUAGCUAAUCACCUUUGAAAGAACAGUCGUUUCAAAUUUGGGUGAAUUCCGAAUAGAGCCACCAUAAACAUUAGGAAUAGCUUCUGCAGGGACCUGUUUCCUCUCUGUAGGACAAAUGCCUUGGAGUCGGGUCAUACUACAUCACUCUGUGUGCCCCUCAGCACUGGGUGAGAAUCCUGGGAGCUCCACACUUCCCCUGGUGCCUACUUCUGCCAGUCUUUUUGCUUAAAAAAAAUAAAUAAAUGUAGCCACUGGAGGGGAUUUGCAAUAGCGUGUCCCCCAAGAGGAAGGAAACGGCUGUAACUAAGGAUCACAGUCUCAAAGGCUGACAAAUGACCUUGUAUUUCCAAUCAUAGGCCAGUUGGGAAGAGAUGGAUGGGACCAAAGCAAGGCAGUCAACUUCAGGGACGGUCUAGAAGAGCAUGCCUCUGAGUUAAUUUGUCUAUUACCAGUCCGUAAGACUGCCAUGCUAGAGUGUGUUUAAGCUUAUGCUGGUACUCUCAUUCAAAGCUCCGUACUUGGGUGUGUUCACGCUUAUUUUAGUACCCUGAUCCAAAGCACCUAAGUGUCCCAUGGUCCUUCUAUCUGUUUCUUACUCUCUUACCUGAAACAAGCUGAAAAGCAGUAAUACCAAUUUUCUCGAAGUCUGUGUUUGCCUUGUCAGGUAAAGGAGUUAGAAGCGCAUGCUCAGAGAGUGCGUGGAGUUUUCAUGUGUUUUGUUACAGGUGCCUGUGUGUGCAUAACCGCUGGCGUGGUUGUGUUUGGAGGCCAGAGGACAGCAUUGGGAUGUCUUCAGGUACCGCCCCACCUUGCUUUUUGAGACAGGGUCUCUCACUAAACCAAGAGCUCACGGUUCUGGCUGCUCUGGCCUGAGGAGCCCCUGAUCUCUGGCCCGAGGAGCCCCUCAUCUCUACGCCCUAGCACCAAGGUUCCAGAUGGGCUCUGCCACACCUGGCUUUUGUGUAGAUUUUGGGAUCCAAACGCAAGUCUUCGCGCUUGUGCUUUGCAUAGUGAACCAUCCCCUCGUCCCCCAAAUAUUUUAAUUCGAACUACAACAGAAUUGGUUUUGUAACUGAAUAUAUUUGGUUUUCCUUCUUUUUCCUCCUUUCCCAGGGGUAACUAAGAGAACCAAGCCAGAGGGCAAAGGUUCACUGAGCUAGAAUAAGAGAAGGCUAAGAACCAGUUACUUUCUGGAGCAUGUAUGCAGAAAGGCGGAGUGCCUCAGAAUAAGCCUUGCAAGCUUUCAGGGAGCACAUCUAGCUGAAGCCCAGAGCUGCCCUCAUUUCCCACCUACUCCAAGCCUGGACUCUGUUAGAUUUAUUGGGUUUAUUCCCCGCCCCGCCACACACACACCCCGCUUUCCCACACCCUAACAAAAAACUUGAUCCCAUGUUGAUUUUAGCCCCCCCCCCAAUUAAUUAUUUCUCUCACUUGUCCUGAAUGGAUAUGACCAUUUUCCAAGAACUUUUUAUCAUUUCUCUGAAAAAUGAGUUGACUAUUCCUUAAAUCCAACUCAGUCAUCCCUUUGGGGCUGUUAAACCGAUGUCCCCGGCCAAAGAAUCGGUGGCACGAAGCGCUGUCUUGGCUUUUCUACUUGUUUUCCUGUUUUCUUACUAACAGGAGUGGGUGUCUGGAAGAAAUGAGGGCCUCUGGCAUUGUAGGGCCCUUCUGCUUAUGUGUUCAGAACAGUGAGGCCCUGGCUAUGGGUCCUGUGACACCGAGUCACUUAACGAAAUAAACAGGUCCUCAGAAAGAUGUUUCCACAUGGCGCAUGGGAGAAUUUUCUCAUCAUUCUAUUUUACUGGGUGUCAGCUACUCUUACUAUCAAGGCACACAAAUCUUAAAAAUGAAUUAACCGCAUGCUCAAAAAAAGGGUCAGCGUGCUGCUGAUGGAAAUAAAUGUAGCCCGAAUUCUUCUGAUGGAGCAGAAAUGUUAGGUCAGCAUGUUAAGAACACAGUGCAAUCUUUCAAAAUUGCAAGUUUAACUCUUUGUUUAAUAAUGUAAAGAUCAUAGAUUUGCUAGAAAACUGGGUGCUGAAAAAUUAUUGAAUUAAAAAAAUAGAAAAAAUAAAAGAGAAAAGAGGCUAAGGUACAGGUUGAUCAAAGAAAACGUGUUGUAAUGCACUUUUUUCUCUUUUUUCUUUACCAUUAGGGAGUAAUGCACUGAUAUAUAACAGUGUUGAAUGUAUAUACAGACCACAUAGUGGUGUGAAAGUUUAAUUAACACCUGUAGGGACUGCUAGAACCGUAUACCACGGUGUUUCAAUGCAAGGCACAAAAUAAUAGUAGAAAUAAAUGACCAAUUAGACUGUAUUUCCUGCACCAUAAAAAGAAACUUCAAAGAUUUAUGACAGUGGUCUUUAUUGUUUAGGUGACACUGUUUCAUGAUAGACAGUGAAGACAGAGCAUGUUAAAUGUUGGUAUAUCACAUUAGUUAAUUCUGUGUGCAGAGGAUCUGUGUGCACUGUAUCAGCUAUAUACAGAUUAAGAACAUACAUGACAAAGUACAAAAGCACAAGAAGAGGUUAAAUAGGGAAUUAUUUCUGGGUUAUAAUCACCUGGUAACAUACACCUUCUGUCACACAACUGUGUCACUGCUAAAAACAGUAAUUAGCAUACAUGGUGAUGAUCUCUAUUUAAUCUAGCACAGCCCUGGUGUGAAUACAUAAGGGCAUGAUAAUAUUUCACAGGUACAGGCUAAGUUCUGGGGCAUGAACUCUUUUGAGUAAUUCAUAAAACACACCUGAGGCAUAUUUUUUGUUUUUGAAAAAAAAAAGCAACGUUCUGACAUAGUCCAAGCUUUACUGUGCAAGGGAGACAUUUAAUAAAAACAUACUUUUGCUGCCCUGACAGGAGGUGGAUACUCUGAUGAAGAUGGUGACCAGCAAAAGAAAUCCCUCUGUAGCAGAAUAAGGCAGGCUUUCCAACUAAGCCAGUAAUCUAUUAGCUUCCGAAUAUGACAAUUGUUACUCUUUCCUGACUUGUAUCCUCCUUCCUUUCACUGGGUUCUAAAUAUAUACAAAGUAGCCCCCUUCUUUCCCCUUUGCUGAAAGCAUCAGACGAACAUGACCCCUACGUUCACAAAACAUCUGGGUCUGGUUGGCUUAAUGAGGAGUCCAGAUUGGUUCAUGAAGACUUUUCACUCUUACAAAUUUCUCAUAGUAAAGAGGCCAUGGAGGCUCAAAUCACUGUCCCGACCUUACUGAGGUGCAUGCUUUUAAAAUGUCUGAAAAACUUAAAAAUGUUUACAGAGUUAAUUUUUGUAGUUGAAAUCAAGGCCUCGAAAAUACUGACACAACCUGUGUUUCACAUUCAAGGGGUUCUGUUGUGAGAAAUUUAAAUAAGGAUUACAUUAUAUUUUUUAUAAUUCAAUCUCCAACUACAAAAUAGAUGUGGAUGGGGGAGAGAGAGGGUGAGGGCUUGGUCUCCAGCCAGUCUUAAGAGACACUUGAAGGUAAGACCUGACCCUUGAAACUCCUUUUUUUCUAAACAUCAUGCCUCAAAUGUUACAGGUCAAGAGACUAAUUUGGAGUGAAUGGGGACCAUUUAAACAUUUCUCUCCUGCUCAUGCACUCUCUGUCUGUCAGCUUCUGGCCUCUGCACACAAGGAAUAUCACACACUCCUUCCUUUGCAAUUUUGAUAGGAAAAUUCCAAGAAGCCUAAUGAAACAGAGCCAACCAUAAGCUCUCUGAGUGCCGUGGGCUUCUUUUGUUCCGUCUAAAUUGCAGUGAAAACAGAAAUGGGAAACCCCCCACUCGCCCUGUCCCUACUUUUCCACUCAUCCAACCCUUCUUAACAGGUUUCGGAUUGUUUACACAAUCCAAAUACAUAUAUUUCUCCUCUCUCAGCUACCAGGAAGCGGCUGCUCAGUCUGCCAUCCUAAAUAAGAGCCAAUUUUAGCCGUCUCUGCUGUCUCCCCAAGCAGUCGCUAAACAACCUCCCAAGACAAUCUUCAGAUUCUGACUUAAAAAAAACACAAAACCGCAGACCUUAAUACUCAAUUUAAAAAACACCUACAACAACCAUAGUAAUAGCACAUAAAAAGAAACUAC